CAUAGACAAUUUCAGGGAGGAAGUUUGUGAGUGAUCGAUUUUACACCGGGCACCGAAAAACUUCCCAACGGCGUUUUUCUUUGUUUGCCCGUACGCGAUUUUAUAUUGAAAAAGUAGCAUCGCUUUGUGUCGAACAAUAAAAAUGGCGAACACGUUUCGCGCGGUGACGGUGUUUGCCGUCAACAACGAAGGUUCUCUAACUCCGCGCUUCAAUUUCCCUACAAACGUAAACGUGGAUUACGAUCCACAAGGUCUAAGUGUAAAAGUGAUACGUGCCGAUCCCGUGCUAGCCCAGGAGGUGCUAGAAUUUCCCGUCCACAGUCAAAGCGAGUGCUCGCGAGUCGUCGGCCAGUCCUAUAUUUUCACAAUAGACAACGAGACUUUGUUUUUCAAGUUCUCCAGCGAUGUCGACUCCCAAAACUUCCAUCUGCUGGUCACUAAAGUCAAAGCCGGCCGCUCGUCCUCCGUGUUUACUGUGCGGACCGAGGACUCGUCGGCGAUGCAGUAUUUCCAGUUCUACGGCUACCUGAGCCAGCAGCAGAACAUGAUGCAGGAUUAUGUCAGAACGAGCACGUACCAGCGAGCUAUACUGUCGAACAUACACGACUUCAAGAACAAAGUGGUGUUGGACGUCGGCGCCGGUUCGGGCAUAUUGUCCUUCUUCGCCGCGCAGGCGGGAGCUCGGAAAGUGUAUGCCGUGGAAGCGAGCAACAUGGCGCAUCAUGCCCAAGCUCUAGUCAGAGCGAACGGACUCCACGACCGCAUAACGGUGGUGGCAGGUAAGAUAGAGGAGAUAGAGCUACCCGAAACAGUAGAUGUGAUUAUCUCUGAGCCCAUGGGGUACAUGUUAUACAAUGAACGCAUGUUAGAGACAUAUCUUCACGCUAAGAAGUGGCUCAAACCCAAUGGUAACAUGUACCCGACGAGAGGAGAUCUACACAUAGCUCCCUUCACUGAUGACGCUCUUUUCAUGGAACAAUAUAACAAGGCUAACUUCUGGUACCAGUCAUGUUUCCACGGAGUCGAUUUAAGUGCAUUAAGAACAGCAGCCAUGAAGGAAUAUUUCAGACAGCCAAUUGUAGACACAUUCGAUGUUCGUAUCUGUAUGGCCAGGUCUGUGAGGCAUGUUGUAGACUUUUUAAACGCCAAUGAAACUGAUCUACAUAGAAUUGAAGUACCCUUUAGAUUUGAAUUGACUCAGUCCGGAACCUGCCACGGCUUAGCAUUCUGGUUUGAUGUCCUGUUCGCCGGCAGCACGCAGCAUAUCUGGCUAUCCACUGCUCCAACUGAACCUCUAACACAUUGGUACCAGGUACGAUGCCUUCUUGAAACACCAAUUUUCGCUAAACAAGGCCAGGCGCUCACUGGUCGUGUUCUUUUACUGGCCAACAAGAGACAGAGCUAUGAUGUCACUAUGGAGAUAAGCUUGGAGGGCACUAAUAUUUCCUCUUCCAACACGUUAGACUUGAAGAAUCCCUACUUCAGAUAUACUGGGGCCCCGGCCGCACCACCCCCGGGAGUCAACAAUGCAUCUCCGAGUGAGACAUACUGGAAUUCAAUAGAGUCAGCUGGCUCGCUCAGCAACGGACAAGGUGUUAUCUUGACUGACGGUACACAACAGUAUUGCUCAACACCAGAACAAACUAUCGCAUAUGGAGCUCACCCGAAUAUGAUAAAAACAGUGAUGCUUCAAGAGGAGUUCAUCAAGCGAAUCGGGAUAAGUCAAAAUGGCGAUAUAUAAUCCGCGAAGUCGCGCCGCGCGCGCCUUAGGGCUAUAAGGAACCGUCGUAAUCGGUUGUGAACAAUCUUCCGUUCAAAGUUUCUAGUGUGUAAGAGGACUUAUUUAUUACAACACCAUCACAGUGGACUGCUAGAAUUGUGUAAUUGAUAUGUAGGAGAGGCGAUGAGCCCAGUACUAUCUAAUAAUUAGGAUUUUAACUAUUAUGAUAUUGUCAUAGGUUUUAAAUUACACAUCGAAAUAAAACUAGUUUCAUUUAGAUUUACAUAGCUUCACUUUGCACACUAAAAUUGUUCAGCAAUUAAUGCAGUGCAUGUAUUUUUUGUAUUUUCAGCAUGUAUGCAUGUUAUAAUAUGGUUUAUGUAUUGGAUCAAUGUUUUCUGAGGAUUUUUAAUAUACUUAAUAAUUUCAUGGAAAAUGUUCAAAUUAGCACCUACACAAAUUUUGUUGUUACAUGUAAGAAAUUAAAAAAAACUAGAUUUAUUUCAAUGUGUAAUUUCACAAUUGAAUAUUUGCUAGUAGUUGGAGUAUGGCAAUUAUAAAACGCAAUAAACCUUUUCAGUGUAUUAUUUUCUCAGUUUGAAUGACGCUUACUAGUAUAAUUGGACAGGUUGAAAAACAUUGAAAAUAUUGUAUAUACGUACGCCUAAAACUAUGACAAUGUAUCUUAGGACAUCUACACAUGUAGUUGAGCAACGAUAUUUAAAUAUUUGUCCAAUUGAAUGUGUAGACGUUAUAAAUUGGCCGACGGCAAUGACAAGAGCUGUGGAAGCUCUGUAGCUAGGUUAAGUUAGAAGUUCAAGUAUACUUGGUAGGUGGUAAAAGCUGGCAAAUUAUUGCUUUUCAAUACUCAUAUGUCAAACAGAAGGGGGUUUCAUUUUCACACAACUGUCUGCCAAUGGGUUUGAAAUAUUUUACAAGUUGUAAGGUCCCACUAGAAUGUGUAACAUAAGCCAUACAUGCUACGAUCUAACGGAGAGGUCGCCUGUGCAGUUAUGCCUGGCACAGGUGUUCUCGAAAGAAUUGAUUUUCGAUUUUGCGCCAGUCGCCUUCGCAGGCUCAAAAAACUGCACAUGUCUAGUCCCACACGGUACACACAUUCCGGUUUACCUGUGCAGGCAUACCUGCACAGUUGGACCUCUCCGAUAGAUCGUAGCAUGUAUGGCAGGCAUGAAGCGCGAUGGGAAGUAGCAUAAGACCUUGUUUCUUAGUUUAAAAUUGAAUACCAAAAAAUCUAAAUGUGGAAGAGGCAAAUAUAAAAAGAAUGCCUGAUUUUCAAUUAUUUCUCUUUUCAAUAUUAGGUUGAUGUCUAAAAAAAGUCAGUUUUAAAUAGAAUUUGACCCUAGUGAUAUUUCAGAAAUUUUUUAAAUUUUUUUAUGUUAUUAUAAAAUAGGAAUGUGAAAAUCAAGCCAUUAAUCAAGUUAGUAUUGGUUCUUUAUUGUGAUCAAUUUUGUAUCUGUAUAGUGUAGUACAGAAAAAAGUUAUUUGAGUUACUUUUCCUUUUUUUGCUUUUAUGGCCAAGAAAUCAUCUGGUGGCUAGGCUAGUGAAUAAUAAGCAAUGGUGUAGUUGAUUUGAGCAUAUGAAAGGCAAGGACUUUUUGUACAUAUAUCAUGACGAUGAUCUCAAAUGUAGUAGACCAUACAUUAUCUAUUUAACAUGCAUGUUGGUAUACCCUUACAAUUUUUUCUGUAAGCUUUUCAUCUGGUUUAACUGGAAGGCCGGCCAUACACGGUUGCCGCACGGCGAUCUGCAGUUUAUACGGACCGCUUAACGACCGUUCUUGAGCGGUCUGAGCAGUCGCUCUGCGUCCGAGUUUCGUUGUGCAGUCGAACAACAAAGUGUGGUAUUAUAAUGACGCGUCUGACAGCGCGGUUGGUAAGCGUCGCGGUCCACGAGCUUUGAGUACCUGAUCGUUACAUAGUACAAUAAACCACCCGGACGGUGUUUCGGCCGCGCUGUUCUCAAUGCGACUGUACGAGGUGGCAAACCGCGUGGCACUGAACUCGUUUUAUAGUUUCGAGCGAGUCAUCCCCGUGCUUGCGAGCCGCGCUUACCACCAGCGCGGACGGUACGCGUCACUGUAAACUAGCCAAAGGCAUGUAUGAUCGACUGCACGAUGCGGUCGUGUUGCAGACUGCAGUCGUGUACGACUUCAACGCGACCGCUCUAGAGCAGUCGAUCUCGACUCCAACUUGCGGGAUAUGGCCAGUCGAAAGCAAAAUGUUUCUUCAAAAUAUUUUGUUAAACUGUAACAUGCACAAAGGCUAUUUAAAAAUAUGGCUGUUAUUUAAUAAUUCUUGGUUAUCGCUUGUGUAUUUUAACAGCUGAUCUGGUUUACCACUUUUAUUAAACCUUAUCGCAAAGUAAGAAGUGGCGAAUCUGAUAGCGCCUAUACCAUGAGAAGCUGCUUCGUUUUAUAUCAAAAGCAAUAAAUCAUAAAUGUUAAUCUUUAUGAAGCAUACAACAUUUGUAUUGUAUUUGUGAUAUACAUAAUAAUAUAUUAUAUUAAUAAUAUGUGCAUUACAAUUUAGACCAAUCAUAUUAUAUAAAGUGAAAAAGUUUGUAUUUCUUUUUGAUUUUUUUAUUCAUACUUCUACUACUUAUAGUGUUAUAGACAGUAGAAGUAUGAGUUGAGUACAAUUAUUGCAUACUAAUAUUUUGAAAUUUAUUGGUUUGUUUGUGAAAUGUGUACCUUAUUAAUUUGUGACUUGCUCACAUGUUUUUUUUUUCAUUGUUUUGUCCUCCUGUAUUUAACUGUAUAAGCCACAAGGUAUGAUUCAUUUAUUUACUCCAUUGCAAUUUGUCUAAUGCACUGCAUGUUGAUUUCAUUGCAGACAUGUAUUUCAUUAAAUAUACUUCUAGUUCUCUGCCAAUUCUUAUUAACUUUGGUCAUAUUUUUCUUUUUUUUUUGCCAUCAUAAGAGAAAUUACAGAAUUCAGUGAUUUUGUGUUACCAGUAGUUACUUACAAAUUCUUCCUUUACAAUAUUGAUAUUAUCAUUUACUUCAAAUAUUAUAUUUAAAUUCCUUUUAGAGAACUUAACAGCUAUUGAAUCAUGGACUGGAAUCAUUCAUGCAUAUUUUUUGCAAGUAUAUUCUGAUGCUAAAUUUAAAACUGCUACUGAAUCAAAAACAUUACUACCUCAACUUGGCAGAUAGAGCAGACUACAAAUGAGUUUAUUUCAUUUUCAAUACCAUGACAACUGGCUAAGUCCAAUCGGCAAUAAUAUAAAGUGAUUUCAUCCGUGGACAUAUUGUAUAAGCAAUGUUUGAAUUGUAAUGAAUAAACAAAUUUUGUCACAGUC
Aricia agestis (brown argus) is the source of this 5042-nucleotide messenger RNA. It is a transcript of the gene Art4, whose product is annotated as histone-arginine methyltransferase CARMER. NCBI's taxonomy places the organism in Eukaryota, Metazoa, Arthropoda, Insecta, Lepidoptera, Lycaenidae. The coding region runs from base 143 to 1741 and encodes 532 amino acids. The transcript has a single exon. Gene Ontology annotation, biological process: peptidyl-arginine methylation. Gene Ontology annotation, molecular function: protein-arginine N-methyltransferase activity. The record is from RefSeq and is a predicted model, not a curated record.